GCCAUUACUGCAGGAAAAGGUCCCGGAGAGCUGAGCAGUCAAGAUGUGUGACUUCACCGAAGACCAGACCGCAGAGUUCAAGGAGGCCUUCCAGCUGUUUGACCGAACAGGUGAUGGCAAGAUCCUGUACAGCCAGUGUGGGGAUGUGAUGAGGGCCCUGGGCCAGAACCCUACCAACGCCGAGGUGCUCAAGGUCCUGGGGAACCCCAAGAGUGAUGAGAUGAAUGUGAAGGUGCUGGACUUUGAGCACUUUCUGCCCAUGCUGCAGACAGUGGCCAAGAACAAGGACCAGGGCACCUAUGAGGAUUAUGUCGAAGGACUUCGGGUGUUUGACAAGGAAGGAAAUGGCACCGUCAUGGGUGCUGAAAUCCGGCAUGUUCUUGUCACACUGGGUGAGAAGAUGACAGAGGAAGAAGUAGAGAUGCUGGUGGCAGGGCAUGAGGACAGCAAUGGUUGUAUCAACUAUGAAGCGUUUGUGAGGCAUAUCCUGUCGGGGUGACGGGCCCAUGGGGCGGAGCUCGUCCGCAUGGUGCUGAAUGGCUGAGGACCUUCCCAGUCUCCCCAGAGUCCGUGCCUUUCCCUGUGUGAAUUUUGUAUCUAGCCUAAAGUUUCCCUAGGCUUUCUUGUCUCAGCAACUUUCCCAUCUUGUCUCUCUUGGAUGAUGUUUGCCGUCAGCAUUCACCAAAUAAACUUGCUCUCUGGGCCCUC
Messenger RNA from Homo sapiens (human), 708 nucleotides. It is a transcript of the gene MYL6, whose product is annotated as myosin light chain 6. The transcript has 7 exons. Gene Ontology annotation, biological process: muscle contraction. Gene Ontology annotation, cellular component: unconventional myosin complex. Bases 44 to 499 code for a protein of 151 amino acids. Lineage: Eukaryota; Metazoa; Chordata; Mammalia; Primates; Hominidae. Gene Ontology annotation, molecular function: calcium ion binding. The record is from RefSeq and is marked reviewed.